UCGAUCAAUUGAUUGAUUGAUUGAUUGUUGUUGUAUGCGUCAUUUGAAGAUUCGAUCGAUCGAUAGACAAUCAUCGCCAUCAAUACGACCUGAUAAUAAUAAUAAUAAUCAUAAUGAUUACUAUACGUAAAACUAAAAUUCUUAUCUGUGAUUCUGAUCCAAACAGAGGUAUAUCCAAACAUAUACAUGUGAAAACGAUACAGGAUCCAACAUUAGCUGCUGUAUUAACACCAUCAUGGACAACGGCAAAAGAAUUUUCAUCCAUACAACCAAUUGAUCAUUCAUCAGAAUCAUCUGAUUUAUUUAAUUCAUUAGAAUAUGAACCAUCUAAUCAACAAUCGUAUCAACAACAUUGUUAUUCUUUGAAUAGCCACAACAACAACAAUAAUAAUAAUAAUCAAUCAAGUCUUCAUCAUCAUCAUCAUACUGAAUUGAUUCGUAGUGAUUCAGGAAAUUCAUCAUUGAAUACAAUCGAUUCAAUUAGUAAUCAUAGUUCAAGAAGUUUUUCAUCAAGUAUCAAUGAUGGUUAUUGUCCAUAUUAUGGAUCUGAUAUUGUAUCGAAUCUAGAUGAUGAUUCACUGUUGAUCAAUGUAUUUGUACCAGAAACACAAUCAGAGUUUGACAUAACCUGUUCAUAUGGCCAAUCAAUUUCAUAUGUCAAAACUGUAUUGAUUGAACGAUUAUGUGGUAAUAAUAUAAAGAACGGUCAUAAUAUUAAUAAUAAUAAUAAUAAUCAUCGAUAUCCACGAUUAUUACGUGAUGAUCAAUGUCUUAACUAUGGCCUAUUCAGUGCACAAUUGGGUUUGUUUCUUGAUGAGCAGCUAACAUUUAACGAAUAUUUUCGUAACCAUCAAACCAAUUCUAAUAGCAUCAAUACCAUAAUCAACUAUAAUAAUAUUGACGAUAAUUCUCCAAUAUUGAUCAAUCAUCAUCAUUUCAAUCCUGACCAACAUCAUCAACCAACAACAACAACAACAACAAUAUCGAAACAACGAUCAAACAGUAACAGUACUACAAUCAAAAAGAAUACAAUUGUUAAAUUAGAAUUUCUUUACAAACAACGAGUCAAAUACGGUGAAAUAAUGAGCACAUUGCCUUUAGCAAGCGCAACAAGAAAAAAACGUAAACGUUCACGUCUAUUGACGGCUAUUCAAAAUGGUAAUCUCGAUAAAUUGGCCAAAGCAUUGGUCAACUGUGAUCCAAAUUUCGUUGAUGAAAGCAGUGGUGAAACGCCACUUUCCAUAGCAUCAUCAUUAUCAAUUUCAAAUAGUACAAUACAGCAGCAGAUUAUUGUUGCUAUCGUAAAUGGUGGUGCUCUGUUAGAUUUUCGUACCAAAGAUGGCCGAACAUCAUUACAUGUUGCUGUACAGAAAUCGAAUUUUAUUGCAUUGAAAACAUUAUUGGAUUUAGGAGCAUCACCAAACUAUCCGGAUACAAAUGGUUUAACACCAUUAUAUUACAGUGUUAUUCAUAAGGCUAAUCCAAAACUCACUCAAUUGUUGCUAUAUGAACAUGCUAGCCUCGGUGUUACCGAUCAACAUGGAUGGCAGGAAAUUCAUCAUGCAAGUAAACUUGGAUUGGUACAACAUCUUGAACAAUUAUUAUUCUAUGGCUGUGACAUGAAUUGUAGAAUAGUUGGCAGUGGUAAUACUUCAUUACAUGUAGCCGCAAUAAAUGAUCAAGUUGAAUGUGCUCGAAUACUUUUACUACGUGGCUGUGAUACCAGCAUUGUGAACAAUUCUCAUCAAAAUGCUUACCAAGUAGCUGUCAUUGCCGGUAAUAUGUCAAUGGCCGAUUAUAUUAAAAAUCAUAAACAAGAAAAUGUUGUACCAUAUCGAGAUAAACCUCGUUAUAAUCCGGCACGUCGUCCAGCCACACAUUCAUCACAAGAUGGGAAUCAAAUUACACCGAAUAAAUCCAAAUUACUUGAUGUCAAUGGUGGUGGUGGUGGUGGUGGUGGAAGGUCCAUAUCACCAUCAUUAUCACAAUUGACAAAUAAUACUACAACUACAUCUUCCGGUGUUUGUUGUGAUGAUGAAGAUGAUCCAAACAAUCAACUAAAGCAACAACAACGUUCUGUGAUGAACAAUGGUAAUAAUAUUAAUAAUAAUGCUCAACCGGAUUAUGAUGAUAACGAUGAUGAUGAAGAUGAUGAUGUUGAUGAUGAUGAACAAAAUGGAAAUAUUAUUCCAAGUAGUGAAAGUGAAGAUAGUACCGUAUUUACACCGGGUAUGAUGGUCAAAGCUAUUUCGGAUUAUAAUUCAGGCGAUCCAAGUCAUAUGCAACUUCGUCGAAAUGAUCAUGUAUUAUUAUUACAUAGUGAUCAUUCACCACCGACCAUUGCUUCACAAAAACUUUUACUUGGUCGAAGAUGUUUAGAUGGACAGGAAGGCUAUUUUCCAGCUUGUUGUGUUGAAAAAAUUCGACCGAUUAAAGAUACGGAUUCAAGUGAUCGUGUUGAAGGAAGAAGAGAUAUGAAAAUGAAAAAUAUGCAAGCAGCUACGUUACCAACACGUGGACGAAGAGGAGCACGAAAAAGCUAUUUAGACAAGAGUACAACUCGUCAAUACCAGGAUCGCACGGUUAUUUUACAACGUGGUAGUAAAGGAUUUGGAUUUGUGUUGCGUGGUGCCAAAGAUUCAUCGCCAGUUUUGACCAAACAAUUAAUGCAACAGCAAGGAUCAGUGCCGUUGAUAGGUUUACAAUAUUUUGAUGAGAUCGAAGUGGGUGGUGUUGCCGAUGCUGCCGGAUUGAAAAGAGGUGAUUUUCUUCUGGCCGUCAAUGAUGUUGAUGUUCGUCAUAUGUCACAUGAAAAUGUCGUUCAAUUAAUUCGACAAUCUGGAGAUAAAGUAACGAUGACCAUUGCCACACCGGUGCCAAAACAACUUGUUUCAAUUUUGAAAAAGAAAGGAACAACAGGUCAAACGAAUAAUAAAAGUCUUAACAAACAACAACAACAACAAUUAUCAGUAGCUGAUUCAAAACAAACAAAUGGGGUGAUGCCACCACCUCCUCCUCCUACAUCGGAUACGAUGCCUUCUAGUCAAUCACAAAUUCAAAUGUCGCAAUCAGUUUAUGCAUCAUUCAAUAGUAGUAAUAAUCGUGGGACGAAAGCUCCACCACCUGCACCACCAAAACGUGAUCCAUCAACUACAUUAUCGAAUACAUCGUCAAGGGCUCGGGCACGUUCAUUGGUGGUAGCAUCUGAAGUUCGUACGGCUCAUAACCAAGCCCUUAUAUUGUUGAAUGAAUGCAAAACGGCCGUUGAUGAUCAGCCUAAUGAAGCAAAAAAACAUACAUCGCCCACCAGUACUGGUGAAUCAAUUUCCGAUAGAUCUCGUUCGAUGCGUCGAAUUUCAUCCUAUGAAGCUACUGAAUACAGCAUUAAUAAGGAUCCCGAAAUUGCUAACAAGUCAAAAGAGGAAACAAAUAACAAUAAUGAGAAAGAUGCAGAAAUUCACAAACGGGAUUCAUGUACAAUGUCGCCACCGGCAUCACCGCCAAAUCACUCGAUUGUUGAUGUUACACUGGUCAAAGGGCCAACUCGAAAGGACAAUAACGAACAUCAGCAGCAGCAGCAGCAGCAACAACAACAACAACAGCAAAGAUCGUUGUCAAGUUUUCAGCCAGCUACUAGCAAACAAAACAAUGAAUCGAAUAUUAGGCCUCAGAUUCCUGAUCCUGAUUAUUCGAGUGAUGAAGAUGAAAAAAAGAAUAAGAAAAAAGAUGCUUCCAAUCUAACGGAUUCUACUUCAAAGAAAUCGGAUAAAAUUAAAUUGAUGACCAAAGCAACUGUGGUAUUGAAAUCAACUAGUCCAUGUCCACCUGAAACUGAUGUUCAGACCAUAGAACGUAAAGCAUCUGAAUCAUUUAAAAAUGGAGUGAUUGGAUCGAAAAAUAUUUUCGAUGAAUUAAAAGAACAAAGUGCCAAGAUAACAUCAGCGGCUAGACUUCGUUUCUCUACAACCGAAAACGAUGGAACCGUUGUAGAUAGCCAAGUUUCUACAAAAGCUCCAAACAAUGUUAAAAAGAAUGUUGCUGAAUUCGAAAAACGUUUGAAUGGUUCAAAUAUUUUAAAAGAUCAAAUUGAUAGUCAACAAUUACGUAUGUCCAAAUCAUGUAUGGAAGAAUUUGUACCACAACAAUCAGCUAUACUGUCCACGUUGAAAAAAGAAAUAAUUACCAAGCCUAAUUUGCGGCAAAAACAACCGUGUGAUCAAUCAACUGAUUUUCGUCGUAAUUCUGCAAUUAUAUCGGCUAUGGCGGAAAAAGUAGCUGCUGUCAAUCAAUUGGUUGCCGAACAGCAGCAACAACAACAGCAAUCUGGUUCAAAAUCAUUGAAUUCAUCGCCAAUACCAGCUACUUUGGGAAAGAUUCCAGGUCAAGUUAUUGCCGGUUCAACGGUUGUCGUACAGAAACCUAUUGCCAUUUUACCUGGUGGUUCAUCUGGAACACUCACUCGUAGAUGUGUAACUGUUUGUGAGGAUCCGAUCAAAGCUAUUCAUCUUCAACAACAGCAUCAACAACUUCGAUCUCAAUUAGCAGCAACUUCUAUGAUGACCGCCGGUGGUACAUUGACCAAAACCAAACCAACACAUUCCUCAUCUUUAGCUGAACCGACAACAUCAUCAAUAUUAAAACAAUCAUCAUCAAAAUCUCAACAACAGCAACAACAAAUACGAUCCAUAAAUCAACAAUAUCAUUCUGGAACAACACCAACCAGUUCAAUUGAUGUUGUACCACCUCCACCAGAAUUUGCUGCUGCAUCUGUAGCAGCUAUUCCAUUACAGCAACAAACAAUUCCAUCAACAAAUCGACAAAUAUCAAUUCAACAACAACAACAACCAAUGACGGCAAAUCAAAAAAUUUACUUACAACGACAAUUACUACAAUCACAACAAUCGACAACACCACCUAUUACUAUACAACAAUCCGGUUCAUCAUCUCAGGUUCAUCAACAUUCAUCACAGUUGAUAUCAGGCGAAACGAUGCCACAUCCACCACAUUAUAGCCAUCAGGCAACCCAUUAUCAAUUACAUCAUAAUCAUCCGGCACAAACAUCAACGAUAGGUCAUGGCCAUCAAUUAUCAUCAUCAGCACCGACAACAAAUACUGAUGCUCAUACAUUAAUGGCAAUGCGACAAUCGAUUUUAGCCGCUCCACAACAACAACAGCAGCAGCAGCAGCAGCCAUUAACAUCAACAUCGACUUCGAAUUAUGAUUAUCUGGUUCAACAACAUCAAAGGGCUACAAAUCCAUUGGUCAGCCAUCAUCAUCAUCAUCAAUUGCCACAAUCAUCUAAUACUAGUCAAUCACAAUAUAGUCAACAACAGCAACAAAAUCAAUUACUUCUUCAACAACGGGCAUUAGCGGUAGCCAAUGCAAAAUUAUAUCAACAACAACAACAACAGCAGCAGCAGCAACAACAACAACAAUUAAGAUCUGGUGGUGGCCAAUACAAUACAUUGGCUAGUAGUAAACCACAACAGAUUCAAUAUUAUUUGGCUCAACAACAAUCUCAACAUCCUCAACACCAACAUCAUCAUCAUCCAACUGGUACAUCAUCAACAUCGGCCCAACAACAACCGCAAUAUUUCGCAACACUAGGACGACAUCAACAUGCACAAAUACAGCAACAAUAUCUGAAUUCAUUGACCAGCCAACAACAGCAAAUGCAACAACAACAAUUUGCCACACUUACCCGUCAUCAUCAACAACAGCUUCUUCAGCAGCAUCACCAACAACAACAACAACAGCCUUCGACAUUACAACAACAACAACAGCCACAGAAUUUACUUAAUUAUUCACAAUUAGUUCAACGACAACAGCAACAACUUGCAGCAGGUAAUACUUCGUCUACCGGUACGGGUCGAAUAAUACAAACUUCAACCGGAACUGUUGGAUCAUCAUCAUCGGCAACUUUAACCAGACAAACACCAAUAAGUACAACACAAGUUCCAAUUGGUAAAGUUGUAUAUACAACCACCGGAAGCGGUCAGCCAACAACAGCUCUGCAACAUCAAUAUCAAUAUCAUCAGCCAACCUUACAACAACAACAACAACAACAGCCACAACAGCAACAAUUAGCAUAUGCAAGAAAAUCGGUAGUUGAAUGGACAAUGGAUGAUGUUCAAGAAUGGUUACAAAGAAUUGGUAUGGCUGAACAUCGAUUAAAAUUUGAAUCAUUUAAUGGUGCCAAAAUGUUACGUUUGGAUAAUAAUUCAUUAGCCAAUAUUGGUGUACGGCAACAACAGCAUCGUAUCUAUAUAUUGGAAAAAUUGAAACAACAAAUAUGGCAGAAUCAUCAAUGAUAUUUUUUUUUUUUCAUUGAUUUUGUUUUGUUUCAUCAUUUCUUACAUUAUUCAUUUUUUUCCCAUAUAUAAUACUCGUAUGUUGUCAUAUAAUCAUUGUCAUAGUCAAUGUUCUUUUUGCCGGAAAAAAAAUCUAGUCAUUUUUUCCCAGAAUCUAAAAUUUUCAUUACAAAUUCUUUUCUCUCAUGUUUACUAUAAAUACCGACACCGAAACACACACACACACACACACACACAUAUACACCGAUAAACAAAAGUCCACACACUAAUAUGAAUCGUGAUUAAAUUGAUUAUAAUUGAA
Molecule: messenger RNA, 6612 nt
Organism: Dermatophagoides farinae (American house dust mite)
Lineage: Eukaryota; Metazoa; Arthropoda; Arachnida; Sarcoptiformes; Pyroglyphidae
Source: RefSeq, a predicted model, not a curated record